Molecule: messenger RNA, 741 nt
Organism: Ilex paraguariensis (yerba mate)
Lineage: Eukaryota; Viridiplantae; Streptophyta; Magnoliopsida; Aquifoliales; Aquifoliaceae
Source: the annotation of a GenBank genome assembly
CACUUUCAUUUGUUGAAAUCACCAAAAACCGAAGGAGAAGAAGAUAAGCUCAAAGAGAGACAGAGGCAGAGACGACCUGACAAAAUCACCCAAUUUCGUGACAGUCACUCCGUGUAAAACUAACCCCAUCCCAACAUUCCCAAGAAGACUCGUUACACUCAAGAGAGAGAGAGGUAUCUAUGGCGAUCUCUGAUGCGGUGGUUGGGAACUUGACGACGAUGUACUUGGCGGUGAUAGCGGCGAUCAAGGCGUAUGGGCUGGUAACAGGGCGGAGCUUCAGUGGAGGGUUUGUGCUGAUUAUAUCGACGGCUGUGAUUGGGGUUAUCUUGAUUGCGACUCUGACGUGGGACGUUUCCCGUAAAGCCACGUAUGCGAUGACACGCGAUCACGCCCACGAGAUGUGUCGGGGUGGUAUCUGUUGGCACGGCGUCGCCGUUAAAUCUCCGGCGUCUCAGGUCCGAUUUAGGCUUCCACAGCAUCAUCCCCAAAACCACCUCUGAUAUACACCGAGUCAAAAAAAAAAAAAAGGAAAGGAAACAUGUGGGUCAGAUGUUUGUUAAUUUUACUCAGAGAAAUACUAAUAUUGUACAUAUAUAAACCGUUCAACUUCGAUGUUUGAGUUUGCCAGUUUUGAAGGUAUGUCUGCAAUUUUUUUUUUCCUGUAUUGAGAUAUUGAUAAUUUCAAAUCAAUUACCCAGACAUAUGGUAAAGUUUCAAUCUUUUGCAGCGAAGAUCAUCCAU